AUGGCAGCAAAAGGUUCAAUGGAGGAAUUCUUGGCCACGGCGGUCGACGCCGCUAAGAAGGCUGGAGAGAUUAUUCGUUCAGGGUUCUACGAGACGAAGCGUGUGGAGCACAAAGGCCAAGUGGAUUUGGUCACGGAGACUGAUAAGGCAUGUGAAGAACUCAUAUUCAAUGUUCUCAAACAAACAUACCCGGACCAUAAGUUCAUAGGGGAAGAAACUACUGCUGCAUGUGGAGUGACAGAAUUGACCGAUGAACCAACUUGGAUCGUUGAUCCUUUAGAUGGAACGACUAAUUUUGUUCACGGGUUUCCGUUCGUAUGUGUAUCUAUAGGGCUAACGAUUGGACGAAUUCCAACUGUCGGUGUUGUUUAUAAUCCUAUAAUGGAUGAGCUUUUCACUGCCGCUCGAGGAAAAGGUGCAUUUCUCAAUGGAAAACCCAUCAAAGCGUCAUCUCAAACUGAGCUUGUGAAGUCUCUUCUAGCCACAGAGGCAGGUACAAAACGUGACAAGUCUACUGUGGAUGCCACCACAAAUAUGAUCAAUAGCUUACUCUUCAAGGUUAGGUCCCUCCGUAUGAGCGGCUCUUGUGCAUUAAAUCUCUGUGGCAUUGCAGCUGGAAGGCUUGAUAUCUUCUAUGAACAAGGUUUUGGAGGCCCUUGGGAUGUAGCUGCUGGAGCUAUAAUUGUAACCGAAGCUGGAGGUCUCGUAUUUGAUCCCUCUGGUAAGGACUUCGAUAUUACAUCUCAGAGAGUAGCAGCUUCGAAUUCUUACCUAAAGGAUGCAUUUAUUGAGGCAAUGCAGCAAUCAAAAUAA
Molecule: messenger RNA, 813 nt
Organism: Striga hermonthica
Lineage: Eukaryota; Viridiplantae; Streptophyta; Magnoliopsida; Lamiales; Orobanchaceae
Source: the annotation of a GenBank genome assembly